AUCUCUUUUCUGUCCCCUUCACCUGCUUUUAUAGCAUUAAAAUUGAGAGUGAAAUGGCCAGUCGCUGCUGCUUGGACAUUUAGAAGGGGUAACUAUCAUAAUACUGCUUAUCUAUAUAACAGGAAGUUUCGAUGGUAGGCGACCAUCUCCGUGUCUAUUAUGUUAACGCCUCGUCGCAAAAUUUGCUUAACCCAUUCGCUGAUAAAUGCCUUGAAUCAGUCGCAUAUUUAAACAGCGUUUGCUAAAUCGAUCGAUAGCCUGCGAACAAGCCAAUCGCUGGUCGUGUGUGUGCUUAUAUUUUGAACCGCUUGUUUGACUUCCAAUAGGUCGUUUGUUUAAGCACCAGUUCUAAAAACUGUCCAUUGAUCCAUGUGUUACUUGAUGGGAUUUAAGUGUGUUAUUACAAUAAGAGAUCAUUAUAAGCCUGCGAGUGACCCUGAGUGUUUGUCGGAGAGUGUCGCUUUUCAUCGAGCCAUCCUAAUUAAAACAAGUCUUGCUCCAAUUAGCCGGACAGUUGGUCUCAGCAGACGAUGGCUACUGCCAAGGCAUCAAUAUCAAGGAAGAAGAACUCUUUUCUGAUCAAGGAUAUCUUAAGCGAUGAUACAAUUACAAAGGCUGAUCGCGACGAGCAUGCGAUUGCUAUGAGAAGGCACCAUAGCUUUAACAGGAAUCAAAACUUCCACCAUCAUGAAAGAAAACAAAUGGUGCCUCUUUGUGAACCAGCAUCGCCAUGUUCUUGCCACAGAUCAAGAUCGACAAUGCUAGGGUGUACUUUGCCUCCGAACAUUCACUCGCCAACGCCAAAAUUUCCUUGCGGAUGUCAUGUACCUUCAUCUAGAAAUCAAUGGCCACUAGAUUUCAUCUGUUGUCAGCCUCAACGAAUCAAUCAAUCUCCGCGACACGUCAGUUCAUUGCCUUCCCGAUGUAUUCGAAGCCCAGAGGACACAAGAAGAGAAAGCAUCACAGAGAAGAAUCCAGUGUUAUCAUCGAGCACUUCGGAAGACGACAGCGAGCCAAGGCCUACGAGCACAGAUUUGGGCAGAUUGAAGCCGUUGAGCCCCAGCGAAUCAAACCACUCAGACAGUGAAUUACAACCAGAUUCCAAGAAGCGGAAGAGAAUCCGCGCGGCCUUUUCAGCAGGCCAGGUUUACGAGCUGGAAAGAAUUUUCGAUCGCCAAAAGUACCUUUCUGCGCCAGAGCGCGCUGAAUUAUCCAAGGCACUUAAACUUUCUGAGCAGCAGGUGAAAAUAUGGUUUCAAAACCGUCGCUAUAAAACAAAAAGAAAGCUGAUUAUGAAAUCGGCUGAACAGCUCUACGCUUAUUAUCACCAAAAAUAUAUUCACGAGUAUUCUUCGUCUCCUGUGAACAUUGAAUACCAAGGCAAGCCGUUUCGCGGAUACGAGGAUCAAAGAGGACACCGUUUUGAAAGAGAGUGAAUCUGCUUUCAAUAUGGCUCUGUCCAGCAGCUUGGAUGCUACCACAUGCCAUUGUAAGAGGCUUAGAAGCAAGCAUUUUAAGCACCAGCAUUUGCGUAUAGCACCAGAAAAAUCCGUCUAGAAGAGCACCCGUAUAGAAGAGUAAUGGAACUGAAUUUUCUGGCUGAGAGAGAUCAGUUCUAUAGACUUUCAAGUGCAGAAGUCUAAAAAAUCUUAUAGGUGGUGCCAUUUGUUUAUUUGUUUAUAGAUUCCAUUUGGUCUAAAGGCAUUUAAUUUUAUAAAGUAACUGCAGAAAUGAUCGACUAGCUAAAUAAGAAAGAUAUCCAAUUGCAUAUUUCUGUAUUGCUCACUUACAUUAUGAUAAGCAUCAGAAUUAUAUGUUGAACUUCUAGUCAAGCUGAAAAUGUAAAUAUCCCCUGGCGUCAAACAAUUGAUAUAAUUGCCGUAGCCUCACGUUAUUUGUAAAUGUAACCCCUCUCCUCCUGCGCAGAGUUCAAGCUCGUGUUUCGUUGAUCUUUAUAACCACCUCUUUCUAAGCAAUAGAUAUUAUGUUUCAUGGUAGUUACGAACUGAUAAUCGUGAUAUUGAAAUGAAAUAUACCCCGCUUAUUACUCUAAAUUUCAUUUCAAGAUAUUAGUCAGCAACAAGGUAUAAACAGUCCUUUUUGAAAGAAUGCAACCAUACUCAGAAAUAAGAUAUCUUUUUAUAUGAACAUAAUAUCCUUGGUUUAAAAAGCAUAUCACAAAUGUCUUAUUAAAAUUCAUUCUUAAUGAUUUAGCCUAGUUUAUAAGUGCAAUAAGAAAUAUUUAAUAUGUAGCACAGUGUUGAAAUCUUGUCUUUAAAUAAUACAGUUUUUUACUUGAUAGGAAUUUUAAAAGAAUUAUUUCAUUUAAUUCUCGAUUUAAAUGCUAAUGUUUUCUGAAAUUCGUCUUUGCCACACACAAUCAAGCAACAUAUUAUCUAGUAACACAAGAUAAUUUGAUCCUAUAUUAAAAUUGAGCGCCAAGAAAAUUGUCUAGUAGUGAGCGCCUUCAUUUGGUGUUCAAUAAUCCCAUUGUCUUCAAUUAAAGGAAAUAAUUUCAUAGUAUCAAAGUUGAAAAGAGGCUUCUUGCUCAUUUUCUCUGAAUUUUACAUUAGUCUCAAAACCCUCAUUUAGUCUCAAGUGUGCAGAACGUCAGAAUAAUAAAAUGUGUUAAAAAGACCAUUACUUGAAGUCAGUCCAGCAGCAACCCCUUCUCUCUCUAUAAGCGCCCACAGAAAUUUAGCGCCCACAGAAAUUAAGCGCCCAGUCAUUUAUCUGGGGAAA
Rhopilema esculentum is the source of this 2742-nucleotide messenger RNA. RefSeq lists its product as uncharacterized. Gene Ontology annotation, biological process: cell differentiation; regulation of transcription by RNA polymerase II. Gene Ontology annotation, cellular component: nucleus. NCBI's taxonomy places the organism in Eukaryota, Metazoa, Cnidaria, Scyphozoa, Rhizostomeae, Rhizostomatidae. Gene Ontology annotation, molecular function: DNA-binding transcription factor activity, RNA polymerase II-specific; RNA polymerase II cis-regulatory region sequence-specific DNA binding. The record is from RefSeq and is a predicted model, not a curated record.